Molecule: messenger RNA, 2803 nt
Organism: Kogia breviceps (pygmy sperm whale)
Lineage: Eukaryota; Metazoa; Chordata; Mammalia; Artiodactyla; Physeteridae
Gene: GNE
Product: glucosamine (UDP-N-acetyl)-2-epimerase/N-acetylmannosamine kinase
Biological process (GO): UDP-N-acetylglucosamine metabolic process
Molecular function (GO): N-acylmannosamine kinase activity; hydrolase activity, hydrolyzing O-glycosyl compounds; UDP-N-acetylglucosamine 2-epimerase activity
Source: RefSeq, a predicted model, not a curated record
UACAUUCUUUAAUGGUUGUGAAAAAAAUAUUUUAGUGUUUUGUUAUCACCAACUCAAAGCUGCUUGUCAAUGGUGACUAGGAAUUCGAAACGAUCAUUAGAAAGUCUUCAUCAGGAGCUGUGUGAGGCCUUUCCCACCAGUUUCUCUGCCAUCUCUGUGCUCCUCCCUGGAGCAGGAAGGCCUGGGGGUUCCCUGCAGGGGAGGCCGAGGCUGAGCUCAUUAUAAGGAUCAGCUGGUCUCUGCCUUGCUUGAGUCAUCAUCAGCACUCCACUGAGCCCUCUAGCAGACACGGUUCUGGAGUGGCACAGCUUCACUCAGGAGAGGGCUCUGGGUCGACCCCCAGACGACAGUAUUGUUUUGGUCAUGCCUAUGAAAUGACUGCAUGACUGGAAGGCGUAAGAAAUUGCAUCUCGGGUCCAAGGCCAAAACGACUGCCUCGUGCUGUGCUCGGCUUCCGAACUUUCGCGUGGCAGGCAGACGAGCCCCUCCGGGGCUGGGCACUGGCCGGCCGCCCGGGGCUGUGCCACGACCACGGAAGGCGCGACCCCGCCCCGGCCUCCUCGCACAGCCAAUCGCAGAAUUCCUCCCCGCUCACGAACUCUAUUUUAAGAACCUCUCAAAAAGAAAAAAACAAGUCAUGGAGAAGGAGAAUAACCGAAAGCUUCGGGUCUGUGUUGCUACUUGCAACCGUGCUGAUUAUUCUAAACUCGCCCCAAUCAUGUUUGGCAUUAAAAUGGAACCUGAGUUCUUUGAACUUGACGUGGUGGUACUUGGCUCUCACCUGAUAGAUGACUAUGGAAACACAUAUCGCAUGAUUGAACAAGAUGACUUUGACAUUAACACCAGACUACACACAAUUGUCAGAGGGGAAGAUGAGGCAGCCAUGGUGGAGUCAGUGGGCCUGGCCCUUGUGAAGCUACCAGAUGUUCUUAACCGCCUGAAGCCUGAUAUCAUGAUUGUUCAUGGAGACAGGUUUGAUGCCCUGGCUCUGGCUACAUCUGCUGCCUUGAUGAACAUCCGAAUCCUUCACAUUGAAGGGGGGGAAGUCAGUGGGACCAUUGACGACUCCAUCAGACACGCUAUAACAAAACUGGCUCAUUAUCAUGUGUGCUGUACCCGAAGUGCAGAGCAACACCUGAUAUCCAUGUGUGAGGACCAUGAUCGCAUCUUGUUGGCAGGCUGCCCUUCCUAUGACAAACUUCUCUCCGCCAAGAACAAAGACUACAUGAGCAUCAUUCGGAUGUGGUUAGGUGAUGAUGUAAAAUCUAAAGAUUACAUUGUUGCACUACAGCACCCUGUGACCACGGACAUUAAGCAUUCCAUAAAAAUGUUUGAAUUAACAUUGGAUGCACUUAUCUCAUUUAACAAGCGGACCCUAGUUCUGUUUCCAAAUAUUGAUGCAGGGAGCAAAGAGAUGGUUCGAGUGAUGAGGAAGAAGGGCAUUGAGCAUCAUCCCAAUUUUCGUGCAGUUAAACAUGUCCCAUUUGACCAGUUCAUACAGCUGGUUGCCCAUGCUGGUUGUAUGAUUGGGAACAGCAGCUGUGGGGUACGAGAGGUUGGAGCUUUUGGAACACCUGUGAUCAACCUAGGGACACGUCAGAUUGGAAGAGAAACAGGGGAGAAUGUCCUUCAUGUCCGGGAUGCUGAUACCCAAGAUAAAAUAUUGCAAGCGCUGCACCUUCAGUUUGGUAAACAGUACCCCUGUUCAAAGAUAUAUGGGGAUGGAAAUGCUGUUCCAAGGAUUUUGAAGUUUCUCAAAUCUAUUGAUCUUCAAGAGCCACUACAAAAGAAAUUCUGUUUUCCUCCUGUGAAGGAUAACAUCUCCCAAGAUAUUGACCAUAUUCUUGAAACUCUAAGUGCCUUGGCUGUUGAUCUUGGUGGGACGAACCUCCGAGUUGCAAUAGUCAGCAUGAAGGGUGAAAUAGUUAAGAAGUAUACUCAGUUCAAUCCUAAAACCUAUGAAGAGAGGAUUAAUUUAAUCCUACAGAUGUGUGUAGAAGCUGCAGCAGAAGCUGUAAAACUGAACUGCAGGAUUUUGGGAGUAGGCAUUUCGACAGGUGGCCGUGUAAAUCCUCGGGAAGGAAUUGUGCUGCAUUCAACCAAACUGAUUCAAGAGUGGAACUCUGUGGAUCUCAGGACCCCCCUGUCUGACACUUUGCAUCUCCCCGUAUGGGUAGACAAUGAUGGCAACUGUGCUGCCCUGGCAGAAAGGAAAUUUGGCCAAGGAAAGGGCCUUGAAAACUUUGUGACACUUAUCACAGGCACAGGAAUUGGCGGGGGGAUCGUCCAUCAGCAUGAACUGAUCCAUGGCAGCUCCUUCUGCGCUGCGGAGCUCGGCCACAUUGUGGUGUCCCUGGAUGGGCCUGACUGUUCCUGUGGAAGCCAUGGGUGUAUUGAAGCAUAUGCCUCUGGAAUGGCCUUGCAGAGGGAAGCAAAAAAGCUACAUGAUGAAGACCAGCUCUUGGUGGAAGGGAUGUCCGUGCCAAAAGACGAAGCUGUGGGCGCACUCCAUCUCAUCCAAGCUGCGAAACUUGGCAAUGCAAAGGCCCAGAGCAUCUUGAGAACAGCUGGAACAGCGUUGGGUCUUGGGGUUGUGAACAUCCUCCACACUAUGAAUCCUUCCCUUGUGAUCCUCUCUGGAGUCCUAGCCAGUCACUAUAUCCACACUGUCAAAGACGUCAUCCGCCAGCAAGCCUUGUCCUCGGUUCAGGACGUGGAUGUGGUGGUUUCGGAUUUGGUGGAACCCGCCCUGCUCGGCGCCGCCAGCAUGGUUCUGGACUACACGACUCGCAGGAUCUACUAG